Messenger RNA from Limulus polyphemus (Atlantic horseshoe crab), 1335 nucleotides. RefSeq names its product lysosomal-associated transmembrane protein 4A-like. The transcript is spliced from 7 exons. Lineage: Eukaryota; Metazoa; Arthropoda; Merostomata; Xiphosura; Limulidae. The record is from RefSeq and is a predicted model, not a curated record. The coding region runs from base 144 to 980 and encodes 278 amino acids. Gene Ontology annotation, cellular component: lysosomal membrane.
UGCGCAUGCGUAUUUCGGAACAGGAACCUUAGGCAUAAUUGAAGUUGGGAGUUGUUACUACGAGGAGUUAAACUGAUAUUAAUAGUAUAAUACCAAUACUCAGUAAUAGAUCAUUAUUAGCUUACGAAAAACCAACCAUCAUUAUGAGGCAGAAGUCGGAUAUCGAAGGGAAAGGAGAAUUCCGUUGUUGCUUGUGUUGUCACGUUCGGACUGGAUCCAUAAUUCUUGGAAUCUGGCACUUGGUUUUGCAUGUAUUUGCCUUGGGGAUCCUGGCAAGCAUUGUUUUUCAUCCUGACCUGAUGUGCCAAAAGCUGGCUCAGUGGAAGACAUCUGAUAUACACACCGAUGAGCUGGGCACUUCAAUUCAUGGAGGAGGGAUGAAACCUAAUCCAAACUCUCAGUUGCCCGAACUUCCCGAGCUAAGUGCAGGUCCAGCAGGGGACUACGCUUUCUUGAGAGAAUGGAAGUGGGAUUUAAAGGAUGUUCAUGUUGCCAUGGCAGUUACCCUCUGUACUGGACUUAUCACCUCUCUCAUGGUGUACGGGGCCGUCCGAGGUUGUCCUAGUUGUUUGAUGCCGUUCUUCUGUCUUCAAGUUUUUGACUUCAUGAUCUCCGCAUUGUCUGUGAUUGGUUACUUUUCCUACAUGCCCAACCCUCGGGAGAUCAUCCAGAACUCUCACGACAUUCCAUUUCAGAAAGAGCUGUUGCAACUUGAUGCUCAGUGGUUGUGUGCAAUUGUCAUGGCAGCAUUCAUUGUCUGUAUGUUGGUGAAGGCCUACUUUAUGGGAGUGGUUUGGUCAUGUUACAAAUACUUGAAGCUCCUACAGAUGACUCAGAUAGUGGAUAAUUACCUGGAUGUCGAGGAAGAGAUGUUGCUCCCCACAGAUUAUGAGAUGGGGGUCAAGUCCCCUCUUUAUUUGUCCCCAUAUGGACAACCACCACCACCACCAUACACCCCACCUACCACCAAUGAUGUGUAAAGGGUGUAACUACAUCAGUAGAGUGAGGUGAAAACUCACCCAAUACAGCUUUUCUUGAGUUAUGCUUGUGAAGUUAGUCAGUGUUGUGAUUAUUUCUUGGUAAAGAAAACAAAGCACCUGUGUUAGUAGUCACUUUAACUUUAGAUAUUUACAAUUUUAUCAGAAUGUGAGUUAAGGGUAGUUGAGAUCUCUUUUUCAAGUUUUGACAUUUUACAGAAUCUUGUCAUGUGGAGUUGUUUGGAAAUUCUUGGUUGCAGGUAGUUUCUGCUUCAUUACAUUUAAAUAUUACCACUUUUAUUGUAGCGAAAGCACAGAUUAUGUAAUUAAUUGUAUAAAUAAAUUAUAGUGCUCCAUA